Messenger RNA from Asparagus officinalis (garden asparagus), 501 nucleotides. RefSeq lists its product as uncharacterized. Gene Ontology annotation, cellular component: chloroplast thylakoid. The record is from RefSeq and is a predicted model, not a curated record. Bases 1 to 369 code for a protein of 122 amino acids. NCBI's taxonomy places the organism in Eukaryota, Viridiplantae, Streptophyta, Magnoliopsida, Asparagales, Asparagaceae. The transcript has 3 exons.
AUGAUAAAUGAAAAUUCCCCCGUUCUCUCCCUCUUCCUCCUCUCAUCCUCAGCCAUCUCUGCUCUCUCCUUCACCUCGCCAUCAAGGGCGGAGGAUAUUCCUCUCUUUGGGCUGAGGAAGAAGCUGAAGAAGGUGGAGGAGGAGGCGGAGGCGAUCGUGAAGGAGGGCGAGGAGGUUGUCGAGAAGGAGAUUCAGGUGGCGGAGAAGGGGAUCGAGGUGGUGGAGGAGAAGAUCGCCACCGGUGAGCUAGGGUUUGGUGCUGGGGGGGUUGUGCAGGCCGGAGUGGUGGCAGGAGCGGAGGCGGUCGGGGUUUUGGUCGGAGUUUCGGUUGUUAAUGGGAUUCUUGGUCCUGAGGGAAAGAACCCCUGAUUUCCCCUCUUUUGCGUGAGAAAGCAAUGCGAUUUGCCCUUAAGAUGAUGAAAUAGUUGCGAAGGAAAAGGAAAAUGCUGGUUACAUUAUUUUCUUCUUCCUCUUCUGUGUUCUCAUUCGUUCACUUACUUA